GAGGAUGAGGCAGGGGCGGCCACACGGCAUGGGGUGAAAAGGAAGAGGUGCAGUGUGGCGACGAGCAGGGAGCUGGCCAAACGCCGGGAGCAGGACAAUGAGCAGCGGGUGCUGGAGCUGACAGCCCACAACGAGCGGCUCCGGGAGGAGAUCAGGCGGCUCAGCGCAGAGGUGGAACGCACCCGGACUGCCCUCAUCGACCGCAUCGUGAACCUGCGCCAAGCAUAG
Messenger RNA from Mesitornis unicolor (brown roatelo), 228 nucleotides. It is a transcript of the gene DDIT3, whose product is annotated as DNA-damage-inducible transcript 3. The transcript has a single exon. Gene Ontology annotation, cellular component: CHOP-ATF3 complex; CHOP-ATF4 complex; CHOP-C/EBP complex. Gene Ontology annotation, molecular function: RNA polymerase II cis-regulatory region sequence-specific DNA binding; transcription factor binding; DNA-binding transcription activator activity, RNA polymerase II-specific. The record is from RefSeq and is a predicted model, not a curated record. The annotation marks the transcript as partial. NCBI's taxonomy places the organism in Eukaryota, Metazoa, Chordata, Aves, Mesitornithiformes, Mesitornithidae. Gene Ontology annotation, biological process: ER overload response; negative regulation of transcription by RNA polymerase II; intrinsic apoptotic signaling pathway in response to endoplasmic reticulum stress.